UUUGGCUCAAGGCAUCUCUAAACGAUGGGGCUGUGGCGAGCUUGAUGCCGUUGGGCGAAGGCAUGGCCAGGACAGCGAUUUGCCGACCGGUGCAUGGUGGCUACCCACAACCCACGCGUUGGUCGAGCUGGCCAUGGGCCACCGAUAUGCCCAGCAUAGACACUUGUUUCGGAGGAGACACCUGUGAGCAUGACAGAAUGCAGGACAUGUUCGCCGCGAAGCGGAUUUGGACCGGAAACGAUGUCCCUCCGGCAAAGAAGCAGUGCAUUGCCAACAUUGCCAAGGUUGUGUUGCCGUCGAGAAAGAGACCUUGGGAGCCGUGUCUAUAAGGAGCUGCGUCACCGCUGUGAUGCAGCGGGCGUCACAAGGGCUGUUCCGCGCAGCUUCUGAUCUCGGCAAAAUAUGUCUUGCGCAGCAUGGCAGGCUUGGAACUUGCCACGACUAUCUGGCAUGUUGCACUACUGAC
Messenger RNA from Effrenium voratum, 466 nucleotides. The record is from the annotation of a GenBank genome assembly. Lineage: Eukaryota; Dinophyceae; Suessiales; Symbiodiniaceae.